AUGCUGGAAUUGGCUGAUAGGGAACGUUUGGCUAAGGCAGCUGCCGAAGAAGCAGAACGCGAGUUGCGCAAACAGCGACUAGCCAGCAUUAUGUCUCGAGUCAAGCCGAACACUUCACAAGCUAAUCUUACUUUAAACAGUGGUGCCAGCAGUACCUCAAGCCUUAUUGCCCCAGUUUUACCUUUCACUACGACUGUUGAAUCAGCAGCAAUUAAUCCUGUUGCCACCGAUAUUGGAAUUGAUCCGAUGAUGUUGGCAUCAGAGAAGGCUACUUAUCUGGGAGACUCAAGUCUUAUCCCAACUCCAGCAACCACUCCAACUGCCACGAACUCAAUACAAGCCUUCUCGACUGGCCAUUUUGCGGAAGCAGAGGUUGUCCCUAUCGAGGAAUGCAAAAGCAAUCUUUCGGGCCAGCCAGCCAAAUCGGAAGUCUCCUUAGAGGAUGAGGGCAUUAGCUCUAUGAUCGCGACGACGCCGGCUACAUCAACUUCGGCGGCGGGAAGGAGCACCGAUGCUUGGGGAUCCGAUAGUGGUGCUGCCUCCGUCCAGGAAUUUGGUGGUUUAGGAUACUCUCAAGAUAUAGCCCACCCAGGCAAAGCAGCUGUGACUGUUGACUGGGUGAGUAAAAUCAGCCCCUUGGCUUACUAA
This is a messenger RNA of Protopolystoma xenopodis, 648 nucleotides long. Lineage: Eukaryota; Metazoa; Platyhelminthes; Monogenea; Polystomatidea; Polystomatidae. The record is from the annotation of a GenBank genome assembly.